AUGACGACCUACAUACCCUCGCUCACUCUUCCGGACGCCGUCUUCAACAACGUCCCGGCCUCCAUCCUCCUGCCCAUCGCGCUCGGCUCAGCAGUAGGAUAUGCCACGAGACGUAUGGAUAUGAGACCCCCCCCCCGGUGCUUCCCCCACGUCAUGACCGAAUCCCUCACCCUGAACCAACCGCCCCUCCGUCCGCCGGCAGCCGUCUUCCCGCCCGUCUGGACCACGCUCUACGGGCUGAUGGGCUAUGCCGCUCACCGCGCCUUCAGCCUCGGAACCUCGCCUUUCAAUAGCCCCGGAACGGUCUCCGCAGCGCGUCACGGCGCCACCCUCUACACGAUCCAGCUGGGCAUCAACCUUGCUUGGAUGCCUCUUUUCUACGGCCUGAACCGCCCCGUCCUCGCGACCAUCGACGUCGCCACCCUCUUCGGGAUCAACUCGUACCUGGCCUGGCUGUGGGCGACCAAGGUGGACAACCUGUCGGGUUGGUUGCUGGCUCCUUACGUGGCCUGGCUCGGCUUCGCCACUUACCUCUCGUUCGGGACCGGGUAUCUGAAUAACUGGGACUUAAGUCCCACGUCUGCGGCGCGUGCGGGGAAGGGAGAGGGAAAGAAGAACGCGUAA
Messenger RNA from Thermothelomyces thermophilus ATCC 42464, 624 nucleotides. RefSeq lists its product as uncharacterized. Gene Ontology annotation, cellular component: mitochondrial outer membrane. The record is from RefSeq and is a predicted model, not a curated record. The transcript has 3 exons. Lineage: Eukaryota; Fungi; Ascomycota; Sordariomycetes; Sordariales; Chaetomiaceae. The coding region runs from base 1 to 624 and encodes 207 amino acids.